Messenger RNA from Lepus europaeus (European hare), 945 nucleotides. RefSeq names its product transmembrane protein 138 (gene TMEM138). Bases 375 to 863 code for a protein of 162 amino acids. The record is from RefSeq and is a predicted model, not a curated record. Gene Ontology annotation, cellular component: cilium. Lineage: Eukaryota; Metazoa; Chordata; Mammalia; Lagomorpha; Leporidae. The transcript has 6 exons.
CAGGGCCUGGUCCUGAGCCAGGCCGUGCGCGGCAUGGGUGGGAAGCCUUGCUCGGCUUCGGUGACGCUGAGAGGGCCGGGAAAAGUGAAGGCCCAGACAUGGCGGCCGGGGUGGCCCCGGAGCGGAGAGACGGAGCCCGCGUCCUCCAUCUGCUUCCGGAAUCUAAAGGCGGUUUCCGGGAGCCGGGAUGGUGUCCCCAUGACAACCGCCGUUGGCCCUGGGAGGUGGAGAGUGGUGGAUGAGGACCGGGCCCAAGGGAAGAACUGAUUUAGAGGAACUGAACAGCUUUUCCUCUGUGCUGGGGACAGAACCAGGAGCUAUUUUCUGGAGAACUGUGGAAUGUGCCCUUGGGGACCCAAGAAAGCAGAAGGAAGAUGCUGCAGACCAGUAACUACAGCCUGGUGCUGUCCUUGCAGUUCCUGCUGCUGUCCUAUGACCUCUUUGUCAACUCCUUCUCAGAGUUGCUCCGAAUGGCCCCUGUCGUCCAGCUGGUGCUCUUCAUCAUCCAGGACAUUGCAAUCCUCUUCAACAUCAUCAUCAUUUUCCUCAUGUUCUUCAACACCUUCGUCUUCCAGGCUGGCCUGGUCAACCUCCUAUUUCAUAAGUUCAAAGGGACCAUCAUCCUGACAGCUGUGUACUUCGCCCUCAGCAUCUCCUUUCAUGUCUGGGUCAUGAACUUACGCUGGAAAAAUUCCAACAGCUUUGUUUGGACAGAUGGACUUCAAACGUUAUUUGUAUUCCAGAGACUAGCGGCAGUGCUGUACUAUUACUUCUACAAACGCACCGCUGUGAGACUGGGUGAUCCUCGCUUCUACCAGGAUUCUCUGUGGCUGCGCAAGGAGUUCGUGCAAGUCCGAAGGUAAACGGUUGUCCUCCACCCCCCUGGAGAUCCUGUUCUUUCUGAACGGCUGGUAUUAUGCUACCUAUUUCCUGUUGGAACUCUUC